AUCAGUGAGAUUAAAGUCCCAAUAUCUCAUUUCUUGGUUUCACAAAAAGCCAAAAAAGAAAAAAAACAAAAGGAAAAAUGGCUUCUGGCACAUCUACUUAUAUUGAUCACAUUCAUUCAAAUCGACUUAUUUCUCUCUCUCUCUCUCUCUCUCUCUCUCAAUCUUCUGAGGUUGAGAUUUUUCCAAUUUCUGAUAAUGGGACUCGCUCACAAUGUCAUAUGUUGUCAUAGACUUCACCAAUUUGCUGUUUCUCUUCUCAUUCUCCUUAUUUCCACCUCGUCCCAGUUGAGAUUACUCACUGCUGAAGGUCGAAAACUAGUAGCACAAACAGCUGACAGUUCCAAGACAGUAAAUGAAGAAGACAAAGCUGUGUUGAGAGCGCAGAUAGGGUCCCGGCCGCCUCGCUGCGACGGGCGGUGCAGUUCUUGCGGCCACUGCGAAGCCAUUCAGGUGCCGACAAACCCCCAAACAGGGAGUAGAGCCGGAAGCAGAAGCUCCUCCACUGCUGUUCCGGUUAUUGCCUAUGCUAGAGGCGAUGACAAUUCCAACUACAAGCCCAUGAGCUGGAAAUGUAAAUGUGGAAACCUCAUUUUCAACCCUUAAUUUUUGUCCCAAAAAAACAAAACAAAGAGUUUCUAGUAAUUUAUCUU
This is a messenger RNA of Sesamum indicum (sesame), 650 nucleotides long. Its product is annotated as EPIDERMAL PATTERNING FACTOR-like protein 2. Gene Ontology annotation, biological process: stomatal complex development; guard cell differentiation. The record is from RefSeq and is a predicted model, not a curated record. NCBI's taxonomy places the organism in Eukaryota, Viridiplantae, Streptophyta, Magnoliopsida, Lamiales, Pedaliaceae.